Molecule: messenger RNA, 2604 nt
Organism: Prunus armeniaca (apricot)
Lineage: Eukaryota; Viridiplantae; Streptophyta; Magnoliopsida; Rosales; Rosaceae
Source: the annotation of a GenBank genome assembly
AUGGCUCUCCUCCUGGUCCUUCUCUUUACCCUCUUUGCCUCCCCAUCCUUGGUCUUCUCUGCCUCCACGCCUCCCUUUACUCCCCAGGACAACUUCCUCAUCGACUGCGGCGCCACAAACAAGGCCACCCUACCUGAUGGCAGAGCCUUCAAAACCGAAGCAGAAUCGGGACAACUAUUGAAGGCAGAGGAUGACAAUAAAGCCUUUGUUGACAAAGCAGAUGUGCCUUCACCUCUGUAUUUGUCUGCAAGGAUUUUCAAGAGCGAUGCCACUUAUUCUUUCCACAUGGCUAGGCCUGGCUGGCAUUGGGUUCGCCUCCAUUUCUACCCGGUGACCAACUCGGUGUUCGAUCUUCAGAAGGCCACCUUCAAUGUCUUGACGGAUAAGUACACUCUGCUGCACAACUUCAAUAUCAAUCAGAACAAGAACAACGACACCAAGAACCAAGUUUUUCUCAAGGAGUACCUCUUGAACAUAACCAAUCAGCAAUUCUCCAUCAAGUUCUCUCCAAUGAAGAACUCCGCGGCGUUCAUCAAUGCGAUAGAGGUGGUUUCAGCUCCUGAUAAUCUGAUCACAGACACAGCUAACAACCUUCAGCCAACCACCCAGUUUCAAGGGAUGUCCAAAUUCGGGUAUGAAACAAUGUACAGGGUUAACAUGGGAGGACCUCUUAUUACGUCAGCAAACGACACAUUGGGAAGGUCAUGGUUGCCUGAUGAUGCAUACAUUAAGUCCAAAAACAUGGCCAAGGAGGUGUCGGUUGGGACUUCUACGGUCAAGUACCCCGAUGGAGUAACCCCGCAAAUCGCGCCACCAACUGUGUAUGCAACCACUGUGCAGAUGGCUGAUGCUGCUGUUAGCGGUCAGAACUUCAACAUAACAUGGAAUUUCCAGGCCACAAAUGCUUUCGGGUACCUAAUUCGGUUGCAUUUCUGUGACAUUGUGAGCAAGUCACUUGGCAACCUCUACUUCAAUGUGUACAUUAAUGGGAACAUGGCAAUAAGUGAUUUGGAUUUGUCACACACAGUCAACGGUUUGGCAAUUCCAUACUACAAGGACGUUGUGGUGAAUUCUUCCUUGAUAUCUGAUGGACUAUCUGUCCAGAUUGGUCCAUCCAGAAUGGACAAUAGCGCUCCCAACGCCAUUUUGAACGGUCUUGAGGUUAUGAAGAUGAGCAAUUCCGUGGACAGUUUGGAUGGCGAAUUCGGGGUUGAUGGAAAGAAAGAGGAAUCAGGUAGCAGUGGGGCUCGCAGAGGAGCAGUGGCUGCAGUUGGGUUUGGUUUGAUGUUCGGAGCCUUCGUGGGGCUUGGAGCAAUGGUUUACAAAUGGCGAAAGAGGCCUCAAGAUUGGCAAAAGAGGAACAGCUUCUCUUCUUGGCUACUCCCUGUCCAUGCCGGAGACAAUAGCUUCAUGUCAAGCAAGAACUCAAUAGGGUCUCACAAGAGCAACAUGUACAACUCGGCAUUAGGCCUUGGCCGGUACUUUACUUUCCAGGAGUUGCAGGAAGCUACCAACAACUUCGAUUCGAGUAAGAUCAUUGGUGUUGGUGGAUUCGGCAAUGUGUAUAUUGGUGUGAUUGAUGACGAGACUACUGUGGCGGUCAAGCGAGGAAACCCUCAAUCUGAACAAGGCAUUACAGAGUUCCAGACCGAGAUCCAGAUGUUGUCCAAGCUAAGGCACAGGCAUUUGGUGUCACUAAUUGGCUAUUGUGACGAAAACUCGGAGAUGAUAUUGGUUUACGAGUACAUGUCCAAUGGACCUUUCCGUGACCAUCUGUAUGGCAAGAACUUGGCGCCAUUGACAUGGAAGCAGAGACUAGAUAUCUGCAUUGGAGCAGCUCGUGGGCUACACUACCUUCACACAGGGACAGCACAAGGAAUCAUCCACCGCGACGUCAAGACCACAAACAUACUGCUUGAUGAUCAAUUCACUGCCAAGGUAGCUGAUUUUGGUCUGUCGAAAGACGCAACAAUGGGGCAGAACCAUGUCAGCACUGCAGUGAAAGGAAGCUUUGGGUACUUAGACCCUGAGUACUUCAGGAGGCAGCAAUUGACAGACAAGUCUGAUGUAUACUCAUUUGGGGUUGUUAUGCUUGAGGCACUUUGCGCUAGGCCUGCUAUCAACCCUGCACUUCCUAGAGAGCAAGUAAACUUGGCUGACUGGGGAAUGCAAUGGAAGAGGAAGGACCUACUUGAAAAGAUCAUUGAUCCUCUUCUCGCAGACUCCAUCAACCCUGAAUCCAUGAAGAAGUUUGCUGAGGCUGCUGAGAAGUGCUUGGCAGAACAUGGUGUGGACAGGCCUACAAUGGGAGAUGUGUUGUGGAACUUGGAGUAUGCUCUGCAGCUUCAAGAGGCAUUCACUCAAGGAAAGGCUGAUGAUGAUAGUACCAACAGCAUCGCACCGCCUUCCACUGAGGCAGUCGCCUCCCCUGCUCCUACUUCUGCUGUUGUGCCUCCUACUAUUGCUCCUACUACUGCCUCCAACUCUGCUAACCGCCCGGCUCCCAUCCCGGAAGGCGAUGAGGGUUCAGCUGAAGCUCACACCAUCAAUGACCAAUCCGGAACGGAUAUAUUUGCUCAAUUUUCAAAUCUCAAUGGUAGGUAA